Seminavis robusta is the source of this 504-nucleotide messenger RNA. The record is from the annotation of a GenBank genome assembly. NCBI's taxonomy places the organism in Eukaryota, Bacillariophyta, Bacillariophyceae, Naviculales, Naviculaceae.
AUGGAAAGGAUACACCAACAGCACUACUUUCUUGAUUCUGUUCAAUCAAAUCGAAUUUCCACCAUGUCCUCCUCGUUGAUGCAAGGACCCGAAUUCCAGCACAUUUUGCGUAUUCUCAAUACCAAUGUGGAAGGAAAGCGCAAUGUUGUGUUUGCUCUGACCAAGAUUAACGGUUUGGGACGUCGUUUCACGGACUUGAUCUGCAAAAAGGCCGAGAUUGAUGUCAACAAGCGUGCUGGAGAAUUGACUGCCGAUGAGAUUGAAAAGGUUGUGGCUGUCAUCCAAAACCCUCGUCAGUUCAAGAUCCCCCUUUGGUUCUUGAAUCGACAAAAGGAUUACAAGACGGGAAAGUACUCCCAAAUCUUUGCACAGAGCAUUGCCGCCAAGCUCCGUGAUGAUAUCGAACGCAUGAAGAAGAUCCGUGCUCACCGUGGUUUGAGACACUGGUGGGGAAUCCGAGUUCGUGGACAGCACACAUGCUCUACUGGACGUCGUAAGCAUUAA